CUAUUUAUUGUUUCCCUUUUCAGGACAUGGUCCUCCCUGUCAAACUAAAUAAUCCCCUUACAAAGGCUGGAGGUGCAGCUCAAGAAAGUAGUCUUCUGCCAGUGAAUCUCUUUUGGUACAUGAGCCACAUCUAUAAGGAAGAAAUUAAAUGUAUUGAGAGGAACAAUAAAAGUAAAAUCACGGCACAGGUCCAUGUGACAUUUGAAGCUGGAAGAACAAAUGAGGCUCUCUGUGAGUUCAUCGAGCUCUAUCAGAGCUGCUUAGCUGAGUCAGGAGGCGUAGUCAUUCCCCUCAAGUUUGUAGAUCCAGAUCAGUGGAGCGAUGCACUGAGAGUCAUCAAGAAAAACAAAGAUAAGCUUUUGCUCUCUAUGUCCUCUGAAGAAGUUAUUGUCUGUGGUCCAAAGAAAGGCCAAGAUGAAUUCAGUGCAGUCCUAAAUGCAAUGCAGAAGAUAAACCAUCCCAUUGAUCACCUUAAACCUGUACCAGUUGGUACAUCACCCAGGAUAAGAAACAUGACAUUAACAGAUUCAAAUGUUGGAGCAAUAAAGCAUAGUGAUUAUCAGAAGAAAGCAGACUCCAGAACUCCUUUAACAAUUAAGAAACAGUAUCUUAUGAAUGCAUCAAUUGAAAAUAUUUUAUUGGAGAGAAAAGAAGACCCAUGUCUUAUAUGUUUAUCCCAAUUUACUAAUAAGGAACAGCUGAGGUGUAAGCAUGCAUUCUGCAAAGACUGCCUGCAAAAGGCAGUGCAGCACAGUGGACCAAUCUGUCCUAUAUGCAAAGAUGUGUUUGGUGUGGUGAAGGGAAACCAACCUGAGGGAACAAUGAAAUGGAAAAAACAUAACUAUGCAGACCUCCCUGGAUUCCCAGGCUGUGGCUAUAUAGAGAUCAGCUACUAUAUCCCUGGUGGAUUACAGACGGAAAAUCAUCCAAAGCCUGGACAGUACUUUGCAGGAACCACUAGAACAGCAUAUCUUCCAGAUAACAAAGAGGGGAAUGAAGUUCUGCACCUGCUGAAAAAAGCCUUUGACCAGAAGCUGAUUUUCACUGUUGGAGCUUCUAGGACAACUGGGAUGGAGAACGCAGUGACCUGGAAUGACAUCCAUCACAAGACAUCCAUGACAGGAGGACCACAGUGUUUUGGAUAUCCUGAUGAGACCUACCUGAGCAGAGUCAAGGAGGAGCUGAAAGCUAAAGGCAUCGAGUGAAAUCUUUAUUCUACAUUAACUGAUUACAUUUUAGAUAAAUAAAUGUCUUCU
Molecule: messenger RNA, 1256 nt
Organism: Cyprinodon tularosa
Lineage: Eukaryota; Metazoa; Chordata; Actinopteri; Cyprinodontiformes; Cyprinodontidae
Product: E3 ubiquitin-protein ligase DTX3L-like
Exons: 3
Coding region: 27-1205 (392 amino acids)
Biological process (GO): Notch signaling pathway; protein ubiquitination
Source: RefSeq, a predicted model, not a curated record